UACGUAAGGCAGAUGUGUGGCGAGAAAAAAAAAAGAGGAAACACAAGUGCCAGUGUAGCGGAAGUGGUACUGCCCUGAACGCUGAGCGAGACGGAGGACGGAGGCUGAAUCGUCCAGAGAGAAAAAAAAAGCAGGAUUAAAAGUCGCCAAUAUUUCUAGAAAAUGGAUAAGAACGACCUGGUACAGAAGGCCAAGCUUGCUGAGCAGGCUGAGCGCUAUGAUGACAUGGCUGCAGCCAUGAAGUCAGUGACGGAGCAAGGUGCAGAGCUGUCAAAUGAGGAGCGCAACCUACUCUCUGUUGCCUACAAGAAUGUGGUAGGAGCACGCCGCUCAUCCUGGCGCGUCAUCUCCAGCAUCGAGCAGAAGACUGAGGGCAAUGACAAAAAACAGCAGAUGGCACGCGAAUACCGGGAGAAGAUUGAACGUGAGCUGGAAGACAUCUGCCAUGAUGUGCUGGGGCUACUGGACAACUUCCUCAUUACCAACGCAACUGCUGCUGAAAGCAAGGUGUUCUAUCUGAAAAUGAAAGGCGACUAUUAUAGAUACCUGUCUGAGGUUGCAUCCGGGGAUGCUAAGAAGGAUACAGUGGACAACUCCCAGCAGGCUUACCAGCAAGCUUUUGACAUUAGCAAGGGGGAGAUGCAGCCAACACACCCGAUCCGGCUUGGCCUGGCCCUCAACUUCUCAGUCUUCUACUAUGAAAUCCUCAACAACCCGGACAGGGCCUGCAGCCUGGCUAAGACGGCAUUUGAUGAAGCCAUUGCUGAACUUGACACUUUGAACGAGGAUUCUUACAAAGACAGCACCCUGAUCAUGCAACUACUAAGGGACAACCUGACUCUGUGGACAUCAGAAAACCAGGCAGAUGAGGGAGAGACCGGAGACGGGGAAAACUAAUGGAAUUGCACUGUUAAUCCACCUACACUCUUAUCUUAAACACAGACAGCUUAUAUACAUCCCCCUCCACUCCAUCAGCUCCUCCCACUUCUGUAUGACAAGCAGCCUGAAUUGCUCCUGACCAACUAGUUCACCCCUCUCAGUUCACUGUGAGGUGACAGGGUAAUUUUCAGUUAGCAGAUUCAGUCACUUUGUGGAAACAUGUUGUAUUGAUUAGUGAGUCCAUGUUGCUGUUGUUUUUGUCGGCUUUGUGUGUAUGUCUGUAUGUAGUGAGUGAGCAAGUGUGAAAGGAAGUGAAAGGUUUGUGUGUAUGGUCUGGGGGGGAGGGGGGUGUUGUGAAUUCUAAUCGUCCUUCCAAAUCCCUUUGUCCCAGCUAGUUUGUUGUGCAUUUUUCAUCCCUUUUUUUGUUACUUUCUUAUUUGUGAUUCCUCAUGAUAUUUACAGGCUAUAUUGUAUGGUAAUUGAACUGGCAGUUGAUUUCCACCAAACACUGUGAUGGUAGGCGUUCCAUUUGCUUCACAACCCAAAACAGUUUUGUGUUUGAAUUUCCAGACACACGUACAAUCCUGUAUUCAACUAACUGCAAUUCUGCUGUGGGCUCAUACAGAAAGGAGGCAGGCUGUAUUGUGACACUGACAUCUUGGUGUAAUGCUCCUUGAUCAUGUUCACAAAUUCACAGUUUCAAAGUUUUAAGGGACCCCUUAAAUUGUCAUGUUAGAUUUGUUCAGACAUUCCACAUCAUUAGGCUUUUUAAAAAGCAGUGCUCCUUUUAUUUUUAUUUUUUUAACUAAGUAUGGAUUGUCAUUGUAGUUUUACUCACUGUUCAGGUGCUGCUUAUCAGUACAAUGGAAAUUGUAUGUGCGUAAAUGUGGUUCCAUGUAUUUUGCAAGAUUGACUAUCAUCUGUAUGUAAAACCUAAAGUAACCUUUUAUUGAUGUUAAUUGAAAAAUGUCUUACCACACUGUAUCAACCCUGCUUGCAAAAUAUUCCUCUUAAAGCGGUUGUUUUCUCCCUCCAAAAAAAAGAAUCUGUGCCUGGCUUUCUCUUGCAGCCUCUGCUUUCAUUAAGGUGGCAGCAUCUGCUUGUUGUUAGAUAUUUCAGAGAAAACGAGUUAGCCCAGACAAACUGAAAGCUAAAUCUUGAUGCAAGUUUUUAACCCAGGUGCAUCCCUCUACUGUUUUAAAGAUGGCUGGUGUGAAUGAUCGCCUCAAAAAUAAUCAGGUCUACUUUGAAGGUGCAAUUUGGAGAAGGCCAUUCCACCACUUUGGAAAGAAGCUCAGUGUCACAAUACCAUGUUAUCACCACUACAUUCCACAUAUUGUAGUUGAAGACACCAUUCCACAUUAUAGCUGACAGUCUGUUUAUUCUGACAGUGCUCCAAUGAAUUGAAAUAAUCUUAUGUUGAAAAAAAAAUGUCAGUUUAUUAUUAUGCUUGAUGAAAAUGCAGUUAGUGAAUGUGGAACGAAGCCUGUCUGUAUAUCAGGUAUCUACUUGCUUUGUUUUUACUGACAAGUCUUAUGGCUAAAAUUUGCUUCUGUAACAGUCUAUUACCCAGUGCACACACGUGGUUGUGAAAAUUUAGAAUAGCUCUAAAAAGCAAUGAAGAAAUGGAGAUAAACAAUGGUUGGUGUAAUUCUAGCUUUGUGUUUAUGUAUCUUAAAACCAUUCUAGUUUCACUAUACAUGUAAGAAAUAGGAAAGUGUCAAAGACCAUUCAGUGAAAUAAAGUUUCGUUUAAGAUAACAGGCA
This is a messenger RNA of Acanthopagrus latus (yellowfin seabream), 2645 nucleotides long. Its product is annotated as 14-3-3 protein beta/alpha-1-like. Gene Ontology annotation, cellular component: cytoplasm. The transcript is spliced from 6 exons. The record is from RefSeq and is a predicted model, not a curated record. The coding region runs from base 163 to 897 and encodes 244 amino acids. Gene Ontology annotation, biological process: signal transduction. Lineage: Eukaryota; Metazoa; Chordata; Actinopteri; Spariformes; Sparidae.